CAAGACUAUAGAGUUUUGGGCAAUUCUGACGGCACAAUCAAGCCAGCAAGACUAAGCGUGAGAGAGGCUAUGGAACGGCCUAACGGUAGGAAGAUCGUGCUGAGGUUCAACAGGGCAAAGCAAGCAAUUGGAGACGAAGCUGGACUGUUGAGUGGCGUGCUUGGUCUGUUGGGAACUGACUAUGGAAAAUUUCCUACCUGUGAAAGAAGUUGGCGUAAGAUUACCACUAAAGACAAGGUUUACAACGAAUGCAUCAAGCAAAUUUUCCACUUUGAUGAAGAUAUUGAAGGAACUAUCAAGAAAAAUAUUUUGAAAAGUAUGGGGAAGUCUUGGAAGGAAAGAAUGCUGAAUGUUCUGUUAGUAUUUUUUUAA
Arachis ipaensis is the source of this 372-nucleotide messenger RNA. The record is from RefSeq and is a predicted model, not a curated record. NCBI's taxonomy places the organism in Eukaryota, Viridiplantae, Streptophyta, Magnoliopsida, Fabales, Fabaceae.